Molecule: messenger RNA, 1070 nt
Organism: Anneissia japonica
Lineage: Eukaryota; Metazoa; Echinodermata; Crinoidea; Comatulida; Comatulidae
Product: p53-induced death domain-containing protein 1-like
Exons: 4
Coding region: 127-729 (200 amino acids)
Biological process (GO): signal transduction
Molecular function (GO): protein binding
Source: RefSeq, a predicted model, not a curated record
GACAGGGAUGGGGAGACGGGCCCGUGGCUCCCCUGCUGGAUCCAUCCCUGUGCGAAAGGAGUCCAGCCAAGUCGGAGAGUUUUAGGCACAAGGGCUCGCAAACGACAGCGCACAGACAAAGAUAACAUGCUAAAACAAGCUUUUGUAGAUGACGCCGUUAUUGCGACUGUGUCUGAGGAAAUGAACUACAGCUGGAAAGGUUUUGGUGUCCGUUUAGGUGUUUCAUGGGCUAGAGUUAACCGGUUUUGUGCUGAGGAACGGCGGGACUCACAAAAAGCUAUCGUUAAUAUGAUGAAGUAUUGGAGAAACAAUGUCAAAAAUGAAACGCAUCAACUAAAAGUGUUGUGCAUUGCUUUGAGGCAGCACAAAUACAAGAGACUAGCUGGGGAAUUAUUCAGUGGUGAUCUCGGCGACGAAAUUCUGACCUUAGCCAAACAUGAAGGAUACUUGGCUGAUGUUGACUUGUUAUUCAUCGCCGAGAGACUUGGCGUGGACUGGAGAGCGUUUGGUAUCGACAUCGGUCUGAAGGAUCAUGAAAUGCAACAAAUUGAAAUGAGUUUUCCACCACCACCUAUUGUAGACGCCAUUUUAGAAAUGUUGGUCGAGUGGCGUGAAAAGCAGGAACCUCAAGAGAACUACCUCGCAAAGAUGAGUAAUGAGUUGGAAGCUUUCGGAAAACGAGACAUAAGUGAAGAACUCAACAAUUAUUACCAGGAAAAAUAUCAGUAAAAAUGAAUGGAAGUAAAAUAAUUAGAAGGGUAUGUGUAGAAUGUUGAUAUGGGUACACGUUUAAAAGAAUGAACAUGAAACUCAAUUGUGUUCAAUAAAAUAUACCUUGACAUACAGUAAACCCCAAAUAAAAGCCCUGAGAUUCUACUGUUUUGUUUUUUUGUUUGUUUUAUUUUUUUGCUAACUUUAGGUGGAUUCUUUUCUUUGCAAAGUAAAGAGGGCGGGGUGCUUCUUUAAAUGCUGUAAAUUUUAGGAACUACUAUUAUACAACAGUAAAGGGCCACUGUAACAUCACUCUGUAUCAUGGAGUGUACAAACCGGAAUUGAAUCACCUAAACUAC